Molecule: messenger RNA, 1012 nt
Organism: Nicotiana tabacum (common tobacco)
Lineage: Eukaryota; Viridiplantae; Streptophyta; Magnoliopsida; Solanales; Solanaceae
Product: CASP-like protein 4B1
Source: RefSeq, a predicted model, not a curated record
AGCAAAGAAAACAGUAGUCCUAGUUUGUAGUCUCUGCAAUGUUCUCAUCCUUUAAGCCACCCUCAGCCUUCUCUUCUUUCCCCUUCUUCUUUCUUCUACUUAUAAUAACUUCCCAAUCCCCAAACUAUCAAUAAUACUUGACCUUCCCCAAUUUUACUGUUUUAUUAGCCUAUUAACGGCCUUGUUUUUUGAGUAGAAAAUGGCGGAUGAAAACGUUCAUAAGGUGAUAGAUGGUUUGCCAGCACCUGCUACACCUCCGGCAGCCGGAGAUGGAGAGAGCCAAGCACCGGGAAUCGGCGCCGGAGUGUCCAACAUCGUCAGAAGGUGGAAAAGAGAAGAUUUGGUGAAGAGGGGUUCUUUAGUUUUGCAUGGUUUUGGCUUGGUUUUUUCAUUGAUUGCUUUCAUUGUCAUGGCUAGCAAUACUCAUGGUGAUUGGAAAGAUUUUGAUCGAUAUGAAGAAUACAGGUAUGUGUUGGCUAUUGCAAUUCUGUCCACAUUAUAUACAGGAUUGCAAGUUCUGAGACAAAUUCAUGAACUUUCAACUGGCAAGGAAUCAUUUUCACGGCAGAAAUUAGCUUUGCUAAGCUUCAUUAGUGAUCAGGUAGUAGCAUACUUGUUAUUAUCAGCUGCAUCAUCUGCUGUGCCAUUGACAAAUAGGAUGAGAGAAAAUAGUGACAACAUAUUCACAGAUUCUUCAGUAGCAGCAAUUAGUAUGGAGUUCUUGGCAUUCUUUGCUUUGGCAGUGUCAGCUCUGAUUUCUGGAUAUAAGCUCUCAAAUAAAUCCUACAUCUGAUGAGAUCAUAAAGAUAUUCUGAGUCUGAUUAUUCUGCCUAUGUACAGGGGCGGCUGUAGAGUUCCAUCACCGGUUCAUCUGAACCUCAAUAUUUCCUGUUUGCUGAACCUGUAUGUUAAAAUUCAGAGUGUAAAUUGAUCUGUACAUAUGUAUCAAAGCUGCAGAGAGGUUAUUCCUUCUCCACAUCUCAUAAUAUUUGUUAAACUUACUCCAUUUACA